This is a messenger RNA of Drosophila obscura, 1542 nucleotides long. RefSeq names its product actin-42A-like. The transcript is spliced from 2 exons. Gene Ontology annotation, biological process: mitotic cytokinesis. Bases 203 to 1333 code for a protein of 376 amino acids. NCBI's taxonomy places the organism in Eukaryota, Metazoa, Arthropoda, Insecta, Diptera, Drosophilidae. The record is from RefSeq and is a predicted model, not a curated record.
CUCAGUUCUCCGUUGGGUCGUCUCUGAAAUAGGUUCGUUCUAGCAGCAGGAAACAAAAAAUACAAUUUUUUUUUUUUCAAACAAACAAAAUAAAUAAACGCGUAAACGGGAUAAAAUCGAGUAUCGAGUAUUUUGUAUAUUUUCAAAAUUUCGUUUUGAGACAAAGCCAAGAAACAACAAACGAUCGUAGAGUUCAAGAAGAAUGGUGGACGAAGAGGUUGUGGCCCUGGUGAUCGACAAUGGGUCGGGCAUGUGCAAGGCCGGAUUCGCUGGUGACGAUGCCCCACGCGCCGUGUUCCCAUCGAUUGUCGGUCGUCCGCGCCAUCAGGGCGUGAUGGUGGGCAUGGGACAGAAGGACUCGUACGUGGGCGAUGAGGCACAGAGCAAGCGCGGCAUACUCACACUCAAGUACCCCAUCGAGCAUGGCAUUGUGACCAAUUGGGAUGACAUGGAGAAGAUCUGGCAUCACACGUUCUACAACGAGCUGCGUGUGGCGCCCGAGGAGCAUCCCGUGCUGCUCACUGAAGCACCACUCAAUCCCAAGGCCAAUCGCGAGAAGAUGACCCAAAUAAUGUUUGAAACCUUCAACACGCCGGCCAUGUAUGUGGCCAUACAGGCGGUGCUCUCGCUGUACGCCUCUGGACGCACCACUGGCAUUGUGCUGGACUCGGGUGACGGUGUCUCCCACACCGUGCCCAUUUACGAGGGGUAUGCACUGCCCCAUGCCAUCUUGCGCUUGGAUCUGGCCGGUCGCGAUCUCACCGAAUACCUCAUGAAGAUCCUGACCGAACGUGGCUACUCGUUCACGACCACCGCGGAGCGUGAAAUAGUGCGCGACAUUAAGGAGAAACUGUGCUACAUUGCGCUGGACUUUGAGCAGGAACUGGCCACGGCUGCGUCCAGUUCGUCGCUGGAGAAAUCGUACGAGCUGCCCGAUGGACAGGUGAUUACCAUUGGAAACGAACGUUUCCGCUGUGCCGAGACCCUCUAUCAGCCGUCGUUCCUCGGCAUGGAGGCGUGCGGUGUCCACGAGACGACCUACAACUCCAUCAUGAAGUGUGACGUGGACAUACGCAAGGAUCUCUAUGGGAACAUUGUGCUGUCCGGUGGCACCACCAUGUAUCCCGGCAUUGCUGAUCGCAUGCAGAAGGAGAUCACGGCACUGGCUCCAUCGACAAUGAAAAUUAAGAUCAUUGCACCGCCAGAGCGCAAGUAUUCCGUGUGGAUUGGUGGCUCCAUUUUGGCCUCACUGUCCACCUUCCAGCAGAUGUGGAUCUCCAAGCUGGAGUACGAUGAGUCCGGACCCUCCAUUGUCCAUCGCAAAUGCUUCUAAAAAUACACCAAAAAAAAAAAAAUAUACACUUUACAUUUACAAUUACAUUUCACAUUACAUUUACAACUACAACUGGGCACACAUCAAAUCAUGAUAAAUUUCGGCAUAACGUUACACACACACACGCACACUCACACACACAUGGCCUUGCAUGUAUGAUGCAAAAAUGCACAAAUGAAAUAAAUAGAUUGUGGUUGGGGUGUUAGAAA